GACGCUGGCAGUCUUGGGUUUCUGCUUGUUCGGCUGCUGUGAGGACGGCGGGCGACCGCAGCUAAGAAAGAGAAAGACGUGGCAGCACGCGGGAGUCGGAGACAUUGUCAUCGGUUCGGUAAAGUUUCUGUUCUCUGAUUUGGGGAUAUUCCCUGCCCAAAAAAUUCCUGGAAAAUUGACUAGUAUUAAGUGUGAGUAAAAGGUGUCCACUUUUUUUUAAGUCUUGAUUUUAGUUUUGUCUUGGAUAGUAUUUGGCAAGAUUUAGCCUAGAAAGUAUGUAGUGUUUAUUACAUAAGAAGCAAAGUGGCAUUGUUACUGGGCUGGUUUUGAAACUCAUUUCUGUGUAUUAAAAUAACUUAAUUUUUUUUUUAUUUUAAAUUCUUAAAUGGUAAAUGUACCAUUCAUUGUGAAGUAAAAUUUCAUCUCCCCCCAAAUUUACCCUUUUACCAACUGGAGUGAAGUCUUUAGCUCUAAUCAUCAAUUAUCAGGAAGCCUUUGCAGGGCCAGCAUUGAAUGCCAUGCCAGUGAUGCUUGUGUUGAUAUAAAGGAAGAAGAAUAAGCAUCUUUAGCAUCUCUGUGCUUCGUCCGAGCUGGUUCAGAAUGGCUAUAAUGCUGCUCUGCCCUCUUCAGCUCGCUGCCCCACUCUGUAGUUACUCUGUAACUAUACACUUCUACCUUUUUUGGUUAAACACUCCCUGACGAUGAUUGUUAAACAUACCAUAAACAUUGACAUAUAUAUGUAUCUAUCAAUACAUCCAUAUAUAUGGAUUUCUCUUCAUCUUGAUUUUGUGGCUGGGUAAAAUUUAACUUCAUGGUACUUUGGUAUAAGAGUAAGUUCACUAUUUUUAUAUUGAACCCAAAUCUAAAGGCUUUUAUAUUAUAUUUUAAAAGGAUAAUUAACCAAAUGUUUUAUUUCUAUACAUUUGUGUGUGUAUAAGCCUGUUAGUAUAUAUUAUAUGGAUAUUAUAUACAUAAAACACUUAUAUUUUUACAUACGGUAUGCUUUUAUUAUACAGAUAAUAAAGAUGGGGGAAGGUUUCUGUUUUUUUUCUUAAUAGGUGAAGAAAUCUUGAAGACCAGAGAUUGGAUCUUAUUGAAAUUUUGGUGGUGUUUUUACUUUUUCUUUUUUUCGUCUUUUUAUUUUUAAAUUAUAUUGCUCAGCUAUGGAAGAUGGAUUUUUUUUUUUAAUUCUUUGAAUUUUAAGUUCAUCUUUAAAUGAACUUUUUUUUUUGUUUUUUUGUUUUUGGUUUUUUUGAGGAGAUAACUAAUACUAGCUGUCUCCAGUCUGACAGAGGUUAUACAAAUGGACUUAAUCUUCCAGGAGUUGGGAGAUGUUUUAAAGAUGUUUUAAAAACACGUCCUGUGUUUCAAUUGUGGCUGAGAGGUUUCCUUGGCAAUGUGAGGAAGAAAAUUCUUUCUACCUCAUUAUUAUUAAUUCAUGGAUUGAGUGUUGGUUCGACCUACAGGCGUAAUAGCUUGGAACUGAGUGAAGACACAGAUGUCCCUGUUGAGAGCAACCAGCUAAUGAUUACGUUUUAAAGACGAUUUCUGUGGUUGAGUUGUCAUUGGAAGAGUAAGUCCAUUUCAAGAGUACUUGGAGCUGGUCUUCACCUCGAGGAAGCAGUGGCUUGUUCCAGGAAGCCACUUUUGGCCUGAGAAUUUACCCAGUAUGCCUAAUCAGGGAGAAGACUGCUAUUUUUAUUUCUAUUCUACAUGCACCAAAGGUGACAGCUGCCCAUUCCGUCACUGUGAAGCUGCACUAGGAAAUGAAACUGUUUGCACACUAUGGCAAGAAGGCCGUUGCUUUCGACAGGUGUGCAGAUUUCGCCACAUGGAAAUUGACAAAAAACGAAGUGAAAUCCCUUGUUAUUGGGAAAACCAGCCAGUGGGAUGUCAAAAACUAAACUGCGCUUUCCAUCACACCAGAAGUCGUUAUGUUGAUGGACUGUUCCUACCUCCAAGCAAAAGUGAGAUUGGUUUUGGUUCUAAAAGAGAACAGUUGCUAUUCACUGUGUUACCCACUGUGCCUGAGUCACAAGAAGAAGAAGUAAAGGCUAGCCAGCUCACGGUUCAACAGAACAAAUUGUCUGUUCAGUCCAACCCCUCCCCUCAGCUGCGGAGUGUAAUGAAAGUAGAGAGUUCAGAAAAUGUUCCUAGCCCCACACAUCCGCCUGUUGUAAUCAACGCUGCAGAUGAUGAUGAAGAUGAUGAUGAUCAGUUUUCUGAGGAGGGCGAUGAAAGCAAAACACCUGCCCUGCAACCAACUCCUGACGUCCACAAUGGAUUAAGAGUGCCUUCUGCACGAAAACCUGGAGUCAGUUUAAAACAAGGUGAAUGUUUGAAUUUUGGAAUAAAAACUCUUGAGGAAAUUAAAUCAAAGAAAAUGAAGGAAAAAUCCAAGAAGCAAGGUGAAGGCUCCUCCGGAGUUUCCAGUGUUUUACAUCAGCCUCAGCCCAGUCCAGGCCCUGAGAAGGAGAAUGUUCGGACUGUGGUGAGAAUGGUAACUCUAUCAACCAAACCAGAAGAGCCGUUGGUUAGACUGAGUCUUACUGAGAGACUGGGAAAACGAAAACUUGCAGUAGGUGGUGACAGUGAUCCCCCAUUAAAGCGAAGCCUUGCACAGAGACUGGGGAAAAAAGUGGAAGCACCAGAAACUAACAUUGAUAAAGCACCAAAGAAAGAGAGAAUUCAUAAAGCCGGUGAGAUCCACGUAAAGACUUUAGAAGAAAUUCUUCUUGAAAGAGCCAGUCAGAAACGUGGAGAAUUGCAAACAAAACUGAAGACAGAAGAACCUUCAGGACCUGAAGAUUCUCCAUCGGGAACAAAAAGUUCUUCAGUGCGGAUCAAAACCUUCUCUGAGGUCCUGGCUGAAAAGAAGCAUCGGCAGCAGGAAAUGGAAAGACAGAAGUCCAAAAAGGAUACAAGUUGCCUCAUGCUAACAGAAGACACUGAAGUGAAAAAGACAGUGAGUCUGCCGACCGUAGCUGUUAGCAGAGGACAACCCGAGGAGCCUGCGGGGAGAACCAGGUCCAUGCAGGAGGUGCACAUUAAGACGCUCGAGGAGAUUAAACUGGAGAAGGCCCUGAGGGUGCAGCAAAGCUCUGAGAGUAGUGGCAACUCCCGACCUCAGGCUGAGGCUGCCCCAGGGCCAAAGAGGCUGCUCCGCAUCACCAAGAGAGCAGGUACAAAAGAAGAGAAAAAAGUUGAACUUGAAGACAGUGGCGAUGCUCCUUCUCAGAGCAGCAUGACUAAGAUGGAGGCUAAUGAGACCUCAGAUGAGACCAUAAGUGAUCCCACAAAACUUCCAGUCAACAGAUGUGACACUGUCAAAGAGAAACAUCCACAGAGACAGCAGGAGAGACUUGCUGCACAAAAGGAGAAAGCAGCCUUGUCAUCUGUGCGUGGAGAUGAGGCUUCCCACUAUACUCGAGUGGUGGGGAAGCCGGUGCUCACUGCUGGAUCGGGCAUCACUCGGCACCUGGCAAAACGGCUCCCCAUGGAGUCAUCCCAGAAAGGGGAGGUAGAAACCUCUGGAAUUGGGGAUUCAAUACUGAAUGUGAAAUGUGCAGCACAGACUUUGGAGAGAAGGAGUAAAGCCAAACCUAAAGUAAAUGUGAAACCAUCUGUGGUCAAGGUGCUCUCAGCUCCCAAAUUGGCUCCUAAACGCAAGGCUGUGGAGACGCACUCUGCUGUCAUCGCAGCGGUGAAGCCACUCAGCUCCAGCACUGUCCUGCAGGAAACCCCCACCAAGAAAGCAGCUGUGGCUGUUGUCCCACUCCUCUCUGAGGAUAAAGCCGUCACCGUGUCUGAGACAGAAAAACCGAAAGACAGCUCUGUGCUGUCUGCAGCCCAAGCUUCUUCAGAACCCUUGCUCCCAGAAGGAUCUGGCCCUUCCUCAUCCCAGAUGGCAACAAAACCACGCCGGCUGAGCUCUGCCUCGACGGGAAAGCCUCCACUCUCUGUGGAAGAUGAUUUUGAGAAACUAAUAUGGGAAAUUUCAGGGGGCAAAUUAGAAGCUGAGAUCGACUUGGAUCCUGGGAAAGAUGAGGACGACCUUCUGCUUGAGCUCUCAGAGAUGAUUGACAGCUGAAGCUGAAGGGGAUAAUGAGGACACUUUAAAAAAAAAAAAAAAAAACCCUCACCAAAAACUGGACUUAGUUUCAUCUAUUUACCUGAGGUGGUAAUUUCUUUAAGUCUCAAAUUUUGCCCAAAUCAAAAGUAUACCUCUGAAGUACCUGUGUGUGUCCUAGAUUCCCUGGGGUCAGAUCUUUUACAUCCCUUGAUAAAUAGUUGUUUUGUCCAUUUGAUGCCAUUGUUCAGCAUCUUUGAGAAGAAAGUUCUGUAAUGCCCUUCUCUCCACAUGAGACUGAGCUCCAAAUGAAACGGUGCACGAGAACUCAGUGGUCCUUGAGGUGUUUGUCAGUGUGGGCUAGCUUCCCCUGCUGUAUUUAUUUAUGUAUUGUCUUAAUUUUAUCAGCAUUUAAAAUGAAGACAGCUGCUAACCAUUGUGGACCAAAUGUCAUGCUACCACUAAACAAAAGACCCACUCAGUCUGUGUAAAAUUGUAUGUCUUUUUAAAGGUAUUUGGAGAUUCGUCUAAGCUUUAAAGAGGGCCGGGCAGCUCGAGAACCUGAGAUACGGACAUAACUCUGGACCUGGUCCUGUUGUGCUAGCUGCUCCGUAAGCCUCUGAAGAGCAAUAGCUAAUUUAUUAUUACUGUAAUUUUUUAAAGGCUUUAAAGUGCCUCAGGGGGUCCCUUGAAACUAAUUUUCUAUUUCUGGGAUUCCCUGGAUUCUUUAUAAGAGAUGGUGACAUGACUAGGGAAAUUCCUUUUUUUAGUAUGAAAAUUGUCCCUUCAAUACCUUUCUCUUACUGGCAUUGAAUUAUCACAAAGACAGAAAAUUGGUAAUUUUUUUUUAAUUUCUAACUCUCCCAGGAAACUCCUCUUGCAUAUUAUUUAUUUGAUGUGCUUUAACCAUGGGGGAUGGGGGGGGUGACCUCAAGCUGCCAGUAUUCAUCUACAGACUGUCGCAGUACGCUGGACUGUGCUGUCUGUCAUAGGGAUGGCAAGAUGCUCCGGGGUGUAUUGGAUACCUCCAGUUUCUUCAUUUCUGGAUUGAGUUUUCUUAAUGUUGGUCUUCAUAUCACCUCAAGGUUUAGACUUGUGAAGGAACGAGUCUGAUGAGGAUAAUAGUCUUGAAAUGAGACACUGUACAGAAUUGGAAGAAGGAAAGAAAAGACUUGUUCAUUGUAAUACUUUUUCUGUAGGUGGCCAGUUUGUUUCUCAUAGGGAAAUCCUGGAUCACCUGUCAUGUUGGCUCCUAAGGAACUGCUGUUGUAAGCGGCUCAUCAAGAGUUGAAGUUCAUGUAGCCUUGUUGGGAAUAUGGAAAAGGAAGAAAGCCACGGGACUGCCAGUUCAGUCUGGGAAGAUCUGGAUGAUUCUGCACAUGCAAAAAUGACUUGAAGUUUCUGUAGAGACACUUGUACCAAUCCAUCUUCAGCUGACUGAAUGUUGUAUGAUAGCCCUUCUCCAAAGCAGAGGUGGAAGGUUCUGGUUUCACCACACAUUUUAUAAACACAUUUCCUUUUUUGAAUUGGCCUAUAGAUUGUAGGUCUCUUUUGUAUAUAACCUCUAUUCUUUUGCUUUAAAAAAAAGUCUGUUCAUAUUUAAUGCCCUGUAUUAGUCAAUGAUUUGUGUUCAACAUUAUUUGAACCAUUUGCCAUUAACGAAAGAGAAAUACUUAUUUGUGUUUUAAAUAAAACUGAUAUAGGAAAUA
Messenger RNA from Arvicanthis niloticus (Nile rat), 5778 nucleotides. RefSeq names its product zinc finger CCCH-type containing 11A (gene Zc3h11a). Gene Ontology annotation, biological process: poly(A)+ mRNA export from nucleus. The record is from RefSeq and is a predicted model, not a curated record. NCBI's taxonomy places the organism in Eukaryota, Metazoa, Chordata, Mammalia, Rodentia, Muridae. Gene Ontology annotation, molecular function: metal ion binding.